Messenger RNA from Ochlerotatus camptorhynchus, 454 nucleotides. RefSeq names its product eclosion hormone-like. Lineage: Eukaryota; Metazoa; Arthropoda; Insecta; Diptera; Culicidae. Bases 1 to 279 code for a protein of 92 amino acids. The transcript is spliced from 2 exons. Gene Ontology annotation, biological process: ecdysis, chitin-based cuticle; neuropeptide signaling pathway. The record is from RefSeq and is a predicted model, not a curated record. Gene Ontology annotation, molecular function: ecdysis-triggering hormone activity.
AUGUCAUCGUUGAAAGUAAUUUCAUCCGUUAUUUGCAUUGUUGCUUUCAUGGCUCUCGUUCUUAUCAAUAACACCGAUGCUAAUCCCCAAAUAGACAUCCUUGGCGGUUACGACCUGAUCGGUGUCUGUAUCAACAACUGCGCCCAGUGCAAGAAGAUGUUCGGUGAGUUCUUCGAUGGCCAUCUGUGUGCCGAAGCCUGCAUCCAAUUCAAGGGCAAGAUGGUCCCGGACUGUGAAGACAUCAAUUCGAUCGCUCCUUUCCUCAACAAGCUCAACUAACUAACCCCUACGCUGACCACCGGACCUCAUCAACUCAAGUGACCUCUCGCAGUUCCAGAGCAUUUCCCGUGCUAGCUUGUGUAUUUAUUUUGAUAUCAUCCUAACCAAAAAAACAGGAGUAGAAUGCUACCCUUUAAAGCUCACAAAUAAAUCACUGCUCGUUAAGAAUUCAAAA